Puntigrus tetrazona (Sumatra barb) is the source of this 2325-nucleotide messenger RNA. It is a transcript of the gene got1, whose product is annotated as glutamic-oxaloacetic transaminase 1, soluble. The record is from RefSeq and is a predicted model, not a curated record. Gene Ontology annotation, cellular component: cytosol. The transcript is spliced from 9 exons. Lineage: Eukaryota; Metazoa; Chordata; Actinopteri; Cypriniformes; Cyprinidae. Gene Ontology annotation, molecular function: L-aspartate:2-oxoglutarate transaminase activity; pyridoxal phosphate binding. Bases 130 to 1362 code for a protein of 410 amino acids. Gene Ontology annotation, biological process: L-aspartate biosynthetic process.
CCAUUACCCAAAUCUCGCAUCUGAAGGUUAAAGUCUUGUUUGGCUCCAUCACGCCGCACUUCACUCCAGUGGUACCUGCGUAUCAGUCUCCCUCUCCUCGCUCGUUUGUAGAAAUAUUAACCCGACGUCAUGUCGAUAUUCGGCGAAGUCCCGCAAGCGGCCCCUGUCGCGGUGUUUAAACUGACAGCGGAUUUCCGUGAAGACCAGAACCCCAGCAAGGUGAAUCUGGGAGUCGGAGCCUACAGGACAGAUGAAGGUCAGCCCUGGGUUCUGCCUGUGGUGAGAAAAGUGGAGAAGAUGAUCGCGGAUGACCAUAGUUUGAACCACGAGUACCUGCCCAUUCUAGGCCUGCCAGAGUUUCGCUCGAGCUCAUCUAAGAUCGCUCUGGGUGAAGACAGUCCCGCCAUCAAGGACAAUCGGGUAGGAGCUGUGCAGUGUUUAGGUGGCACCGGUGCUCUAAAGAUCGGAGCCGAGUUUCUUCGCCGUUGGUACAAUGGAAUUGACAAUACGAAAACCCCAGUUUAUGUGUCUGCACCCACAUGGGAGAACCACAAUGCAGUUUUCUCUAACGCCGGGUUUGAGGACAUCCGUCCGUAUAAAUACUGGGAUUCAGGGAAGCGUGGGCUCGAUCUGGAAGGUCUUCUGGGUGACCUAGAAAGCGCACCUGAUCACUCCAUCUUCGUGCUGCACGCCUGCGCUCACAACCCCACCGGCACAGACCCCACCCAGGACCAAUGGAAGCAGAUCGCUGAUGUCAUGAAGCGAAAGAGUCUGUUUGCCUUCUUUGAUUCCGCCUAUCAGGGUUUUGCCUCAGGAAAUUUAGACAAGGACGCCUGGGCCGUCCGCUAUUUUGUGUCUCAAGGUUUCGAAUUGUUCUGUGCUCAGUCGUUCUCGAAGAACUUCGGUCUGUACAACGAGAGAGUGGGGAAUCUGACCGUUGUAGCCAGAGAUCAAGACAAUCUGAACCGUGUAUUGUCUCAAAUGGAGAAGAUCGUUCGAAUCACCUGGUCCAACCCUCCGUCCCAGGGCGCACGGCUGGUUGCCAUCACACUCAACACCCCUGAGCUCUUUGCUGAAUGGAAGGACAAUGUGAAGACCAUGGCAGACAGAGUCCUGCUCAUGCGCGCGCAGCUGAAGGAGAAACUCAAAGCACUCGGAACUCCAGGAACCUGGGAGCACAUCACUGAACAGAUCGGCAUGUUCAGCUUCACCGGGCUCAACCCUAAGCAAGUGGAGUACAUGAUGAAAGAAAAGCACAUUUAUUUAAUGGCGAGCGGUCGCAUCAACAUGUGUGGCCUGACCACCAAGAACAUCGACUACGUGGCUGAAUCCAUCCACGAGGCUGUCACUACAGUCCAAUAAGCACCUUUACCGUACUUCCUGUGUGUGUCCACAAGAACACAGACACGCACACUGAUACACACUUUCACUCAUCAGCAUUUCAACAUUCAACUUUAACUGUAAUUAUAAAGAAACGAAAUGGUUCCAGAACAUAUAUAUAAAUAUAUAUAUAUAUUUCCCUUUGCCUUUCUCCUGUGUUUUCAGAGAGUACGUUGAAUUAUUUUCCGUGGUGUUCAUUUAAAUCUCGUUUCGAUGAAUAAGCACUUUCUGGUGGGAUUUAAAGUCAACCGAACAUCUCUUUCUGGGUUUCAUUAACCAGAAGGUCCAGUUUCACCGAUUUUAUGAGCCUAAGGUUAAAUUUAAACAGGUUAAAGUGACUGUAUCAGAGUUCUACACAACCUUUGUGUUAGUGGGUGCUACGGGUAGAAACUAGCCUUUUAUUAACUUGUCGUUUUUGUUUUCUUUUUUCCAUCACGUGUCUGACAAUUUUACACCGUUGAGUGCUGAACCGAAGGACAACGCAUGUUUUAUGAUCAAUGCGUGUGUGUGUUAUUAAAACAUUUCACCUUGAAAUCCAAUUUUUGUGAUUCGAAUUUAAAAUAAGCUGGUAUUAUGGUCAGUGAAGAGGAGCAUCCUGUGAUUUUCUUUGACAGCUGAAAGAGAAUGAAUUAAAAGUGAUUUGUGGGGUUAAAUAUUCCUAAGUUUUUCGUCUUUGUUCUGGAAAUUCUUGGCUGUGAAGAGCCCAGGCGUUGUUUUGCACUUUAUUUUCUGAUGUCUUUUUAAUGUGCUGAUUCUGGUCCAUCACUUUCAAUGCUGUGUUCCUGUGUUCACUGCAGGACCAUUUAAUGAAUGUGCAGCCGUUAGUCCAAGUACAUUGCUCUCCCGCCCAGCUUAGUCGCUAAAGAUCAAACCUCUAGGAGUGUAACAACUCGCUGAGCACAAAUAUACUAAUCAAAGUGCAUUGAAAUAAAUGAAUUAAACAAA